AAAAGGAAAGCCCCUUUUCCCUUUUUCCCACCAUCACUGUCAUUCCUUCUUGUUUGGAUGCCAGUGGAAGAUCCAGAUUCUUGGAGCUAUGGCAGCCAUUUUGGGAACAUGAGGGAUCCGACUGCGUGAAUAUGUCGAAACAGCCAGUUUCCAAUGUCAGAGCCAUCCAGGCAAACAUCAAUAUCCCAAUGGGAGCCUUUCGGCCAGGAGCUGGGCAGCCCCCCAGAAGAAAAGAAUUUACUCCUGAAACGGAGGAGGGUGUUCCUCCCACCUCGGAUGAGGAGAAGAAGCCAAUUCCAGGAGCGAAGAAACUUCCAGGACCUGCGGUCAACCUAUCAGAGAUCCAGAAUAUUAAAAGUGAACUGAAAUAUGUCCCCAAAGCUGAACAGUAGCUGAAAGAAAAAAGGUUUGGUGUGAAGACUUGAAGAGGUAAAGAUGGAUUCAAAUGAACAGAGCUUUCUAAAAAUUUUAUAUAUUUGUAUGAAGAUUAUGAACCUCCAGAAUGCCUGAGACUCUAGAAGAAAUGUCCUGUUUGUACAUUUAUAUCUCUUCCUUCUAUCUGGCUGCAUUUCUUAAUUUAACUUAUCUUCAUUUUUGGCACCUUGUAGAACAAGUGAGCCCUUGAAGUCACCAUUUGGAGGGUGUGGUUUGGAGGAGGGAUAUACUGUUAUGGUAAGAGAUAUAGAAAUGUGCAGAACAGUGCUUUUGAUCAUAAGUUCUAUAAGCUACUUUCCACAAUAUUUUGGUCAAUAUUUGGAAUGCAUUUUAGUUCUUCACCUUUUGAAUUAUGUCAACAACCUUUUUAUGAGUUCAAAUAAAUAUUUCA
Molecule: messenger RNA, 826 nt
Organism: Choloepus didactylus (southern two-toed sloth)
Lineage: Eukaryota; Metazoa; Chordata; Mammalia; Pilosa; Megalonychidae
Gene: SMPX
Product: small muscle protein X-linked
Exons: 5
Coding region: 132-392 (86 amino acids)
Cellular component (GO): M band; muscle tendon junction; costamere
Source: RefSeq, a predicted model, not a curated record